CAUAGGUUGUCAGAGAGUUAAAGAGCUUGGGACCAUAAUGACUAAAGUCCACUUUUUUGCCUUUUUUUUUUUUAUUUUAUUUUUUUAUCAAGCAGCCUGCAGAUAGAAGAUAUGCCUGAUCUAGAAGGACUAUAUUUAGCAAUUAUUGCUAAAGUAUACAGGGGCAACACAAUAAAAACAUUUAAAAUCUGUUCUAUAAGACAGCAGUGAUGUGCCGAAAUUUGAUUUCUUAGUACAGAAUGAAUCUACAUUCUGUAAUACAAGUUGUCACUGGAGGGUCAGAUGGAAUAGGCAGAGCAUAUGCAGAAGAGCUUUCAAAACUAGGUAUGAGCGUGAUCGUCAUCAGCAGAAAUCAAGAGAAGCUUGACAGAGCAGCCAGGAAGAUCGAACUCACUACAGGAGGGAAAGUCAAAGUAAUAGCUGCUGACUUCACCAAAGAUGAUAUAUAUGGACACAUUAAAGAAAACAUUGAGGGUUUGGAUAUUGGUAUUUUAGUGAACAACGUUGGGAUUCUGCCCAGCCAAAUACCCUGCAAGCUACUUGAAACAUCAGAUUUGGAAGAAAGAAUACAUGAUGUUAUCAACUGCAAUGUAAAAGCUAUGGUUAAGAUGUGCAGAAUUGUGCUACCAGGAAUGCAGCAAAGAGGAAGAGGAGUCAUUCUGAAUGUGUCUUCUGGCAUAGCCAAAAUACCCUGCCCCAUUUACACCUUGUAUGCAGCAUCAAAGGUUUUUGUUGAGAGAUUUUCACAAGGUCUUCAAGCAGAAUAUAAGGGAAUUAUUAUUCAGACCGUGGCUCCAUUUGGGGUUUCAACAUCAAUGACAGGACAUCAGAAGCCAGAUAUGGUUACAUUUACAGCUGAGGAGUUUGUGAGGAGCUCACUGAAGUAUCUGAAGGCUGGUGAUCAAACAUACGGCAGCAUCACUCAUACUAUAUUGGGCGGGAUUGUGCAGUCCAUUCCCACCUGGGUCCUGCAGAGUGAAGCGUUUCAGUAUUACUUUAAGAAUAUGUGAAGGAAAGGGUCAGAAGCUGAGAGUUGUCAUUCUCUAAAUAUGUAUACACUCCUGGGCAAAAAAUGGGCCAAGCCAAAAAUGGCUAAACACUAAGCUUUUAAUUCUCUUAAAGGGAUAGUUCACUCAGAAAUGAAAAUUUUGUCAUCAUUUACUCACCCUCAUGUUGUUCCAAACCUGUACGAGUUUCUUUCACAAAAGAAGACAAACGAAAAUAUUUUGAAGAAUGUUGGUAACCAGACAGUUGACAGUAACCACUGACUUCCAUAGUAGGCAAAAAAAAAAAAAACCAUGAAAGUCAAUGGCUACCGGGUUACUAAAAUUCUUCAAAAUAUCUUCUUUUGUGUUCAACAGAAGAAAGAAACUCGUACAGGUUUGGAACAACAUGAGGGUGAGUAAAAGAUGACAACAUUUUCAUUUUUGGGUGAACUAUCCCUUUAACCACAAAUUAUUGAUCAGGAAAUUAGCAAAAAUUUAAGCAAAUGCACUACUUAAAAAGCCAUUGCUGUCUCAGAAAAACAUUGUUAGACAGAUAUGAAGUUUUUGGCAGAAUAUGGGAAGUUGUAUAUGGAAUAAUGAAUCACAAUAAAACAAGAGUUGCAUAGUGAUGCUCCAGAGCGGUGUCUUCAAUAAUCUGCUGAGAAAUAUAAUUUUAAAUGCAUCUCUAUCACAGUGAAGCAUGGAGGAAGAGAUCUCAUCCUUUUUAGCUGCUGGUAUUGGUGAGCUAUACUUCACUGUGAAAAGUCAUUUAAUGCUUUGGAGAACAGGAGAAUAUUGUAGAAUGGCUUGCUUUCCACAAAUGAAAAGUUAUUAUCUAAAGAGGAAUGAUCAGAUGAAGAAAAUGGUCAUGCCUAAAUUGCAAAGACAACCAAGAAGUGGCUUCAGAACAAGUCUGUCAGGCUCAUGUUUUGGCCUGGUCAGAGUCCAGAUUUGAACCCUAUAGUGAAUAUUUGGUCUUGCAUUAAACUCAAAUGAACUGGGAGACAAUUUUCAACCACUCAUGAACUGUUUAAAGCCAUUAACAUUGAGUGGAACAACACUGACUCUUCCUGUAAAAAGCUGUCUGCAAGUUGGGAAAGGCUGUUCCAUGCUGUGACUUUAUCCACAGUAUUUGUGCAAUUCUUGCUAAUUUCCUGACCAGUGACUUGUAAUUAAAAUGGUUAAGACCAUUUAAAAACCACUAAAUAUUUUGGCAUUUUUGACUCGGCCCUUUUUUGCCCAGGACUGUACAGUAUUGAGCAUUUGAUACUUAAAACACCACAACUGUUAUGUCAAUUAUGACAAUACUGUAUGUAAAAAUACUAGACUGCAAAAGAAAGUGAGAGGACGAAACAACUGACAGGUCUCCAUCCACGGUCCUUCAAAAUAUUUUAUAUCAGUGUUGAUAAUGGAAUGUAAUAAUUAUUAAUCAUAAUCAUAUCAGUAGACAGGAGAUAGUUGAGCAGAACUGACCUUGAUAACAUUAACAGAAGGUCAGUCUCACAAAGGCCAAAUAACAGACUAAGAAAUGUGACCUUGUUUUUUGUCUAUAUUUUAAGAUUAGAAAAUGUUUGGUCUUAUUUAAAGAGCAUUUGAAAUCGUGUUUUCACUGGAAAGAUCCACAAAACACUUAAACAGUUUUUUGGCGCCACAUAGUGGUUAAAUGCACUUUCACGUGAUCUAUAAAGCUUGAAUGUACUUUUUUGUGUUGUCAUUAUCCCAUUAUUUUGACUUUUAUGUGAAUAAUCUCUCUGUAGCUGCAAUGAUAUGUGGAUAGCACUACAAGAACACACAUUUUUUAUUUAUAUGAUAUAUGGAUAUACCCUACAUAACAUAUUUUUGAACAAUUUCAAGAACAGAUACAAGUAAAUACAUCCCCCACCCCACCCAUUAGAAAUGAGGCAUCAGAGAGGGGAAAAUAGUUAAUUUCGCAUUUGAAGAACCAUCUGAGAAAUAAUUGGGCACUUUAAAACAUCUACUAUGAUAUAAUUACAUAUUAGCAAUAUACAAGAUGUUAAGGCUGGAAUACACUACACGAUGUCUUGUCCUGAUUUACAGUCUAUACGAGUCACCGCUGCCGAAAGUCAGAGUCAGUCUUCAGAUUUGAGUUGUCAAAUUUCACCGAAAAAUUAUUUUUCCAGUACCAGACAUUACACACUUCACCACACUGCACACUUACGGAUCUUCCUGAAGCAAAGUCACUGCAGCUAACUAAAAAACGAGCUGCUAGUUUUGUUUCUGUGACACUCUGCCAGCAGAGGGCAGAUUUUUUAUUCUGCAACCUGAAGCGCCUCACAUGGAGUGUGUGGACUCAGGUUUCAAAGAUCUCUUGAAGAUUCUAAGCAGGUAAAGGACACAGACAAGUGCAGUCUGAUGGGGGAUUUCCAUUUUAGAUGUAGUUCUUAAUAAAGCUGUUCACACUUGAGCAAGCUGUCUUGAUUGAAAUACAGUUGACAGGAUAACUAUCAGUUUCCACUCAUAUUAAAGGGGUUUGUGUUUUUACUACAGGGAAUUUCCACUGAUAAUUUAUAAUGCUCCUGCUUGUAACAGAAAAGACAUUUAUGUGGAAUAAGGCUAAGGCAAUAAUUAAAAUAAAAAAACACUGGGAAAUGUA
Messenger RNA from Ctenopharyngodon idella (grass carp), 3600 nucleotides. It is a transcript of the gene hsd17b3, whose product is annotated as hydroxysteroid (17-beta) dehydrogenase 3. Lineage: Eukaryota; Metazoa; Chordata; Actinopteri; Cypriniformes; Xenocyprididae. The transcript has 11 exons. Gene Ontology annotation, cellular component: endoplasmic reticulum. The coding region runs from base 240 to 1010 and encodes 256 amino acids. The record is from RefSeq and is a predicted model, not a curated record. Gene Ontology annotation, molecular function: testosterone dehydrogenase (NADP+) activity.